UCUCCUCGACGGCGUUGAAGGCCUCGAACGGUGGUGCGCCUGCGGAGCCGCCUAAUAUGCGCUCGGCCCAGCGUCCUCCCGAGGGCCCGCUCCGUGCGCCGGUCGUUAACCCUGCCGAUAAAUACCAGGACAAGGCCGAUAGCAUGCACAAAUACGGACAGUAUAUUAUGUCCUGCCUGCCGAAAUACGUGCAGCAGUUCUCGGUGUGGAAGGAUGAGCUUACCGUCUACGUUCCCCCUGCCGGUGUGAUCCCCGUGAUGAGCUUCUUGAAGUACCACACCGCCGCGGAAUACACCCAGGUGUCCGAUAUUACUGCGGUCGACUUCCCCACGCGUGACCAGCGUUUCGAGGUCGUCUACAACCUGCUGAGCGUUCGCUACAAUUCCCGGAUUCGUGUCAAGACCUACGCCGACGAGGCCACCCCGGUCCCCAGUGUGACCUGCCUGUUCGAGGGUGCCUUGUGGUACGAGCGUGAGGUCUACGACAUGUUCGGCGUUUUCUUCAGCAACCAUCCUGACCUGCGUCGGAUCAUGACCGACUACGGCUUUGACGGCCACCCGCUGCGCAAGGACUUUCCCCUCACGGGUUACACCGAGCUCCGCUACGACGAGGAGAAGAAGCGCAUCGUUGUGGAGCCCCUGGAGCUCACCCAGGCGUUCCGUAACUUUGAGGGAGGCACUGCCGCCUGGGAGCCCGUUGGUCCUGGUAUCGACCGGACGCCCGACACUUUCAAGCUCCCUACGCCCAAGCCCGAAGAGAAGAAGGAGGAGGAAAAGAAAUAGAGCGCGAAACAAUGUAAUCGUAUUUUUUUUUCUAUUCCGUUUAUUUGUAUGUACAUAUCGCGUCUCUUGCCAAUCAGAGCUAUCCAAUUGUCAUCACGA
Molecule: messenger RNA, 881 nt
Organism: Penicilliopsis zonata CBS 506.65
Lineage: Eukaryota; Fungi; Ascomycota; Eurotiomycetes; Eurotiales; Aspergillaceae
Exons: 3
Coding region: 57-782 (241 amino acids)
Molecular function (GO): NADH dehydrogenase (ubiquinone) activity
Source: RefSeq, a predicted model, not a curated record